Mugil cephalus (flathead mullet) is the source of this 1064-nucleotide messenger RNA. RefSeq names its product olfactory receptor 5F1-like. Gene Ontology annotation, biological process: G protein-coupled receptor signaling pathway. NCBI's taxonomy places the organism in Eukaryota, Metazoa, Chordata, Actinopteri, Mugiliformes, Mugilidae. Gene Ontology annotation, cellular component: membrane. The coding region runs from base 15 to 1064 and encodes 349 amino acids. The transcript has a single exon. Gene Ontology annotation, molecular function: olfactory receptor activity; G protein-coupled receptor activity. The record is from RefSeq and is a predicted model, not a curated record.
AAUGACAACUUUAAAUGAAACUGGUGAUUUAUUUUAGGCUACGUGAAGAGAAACGUUUUCAUUAUUUGCACAGUUCACCUAUUGUGAUAACUAACUCAAGAACAAUGUCAAAUUCAACUUUAUCUUUAUCUUAUUUUAUUCUCGGAGCUUAUUUGCAGAUCGGACACUUAAGAUAUUUGUGUUUCAUGAUAACUGCUUUGCUGUAUGUUGUUAUAGUUGUAGUCAACAUGUCUCUGGUGCUGCUGAUCUGUGUGAACAGGAGCUUACAUGAGCCCAUGUACAUGUUCCUGUGCAGCCUGUUUGUUAAUGAGCUGUAUGGCAGCACAGGCUUGUUCCCGUUCCUCCUGAUCCAGAUCCUGUCAGACCUCCACACGGUUCCUGCUCCGCUCUGUUUUCUGCAGAUUUACUGUCUCUAUACUUAUGCCAGUACUGAGUUUUGUAAUUUAGCCGUCAUGUCUUAUGACCGGUACCUUGCUAUCUGUUGUCCUCUACAAUAUAAUGCUCGUAUGACAACAAACCAUGUCACUGUCCUGAUUAUUGCUCUAUGGUUAUACUCACAUGUUAAAUUUCUCAUCACUUUAUCCUUAAACCUUCGUUUGUCAUUUUGUGAAAACUCCCUAAACAGCUUGUUCUGCCGUAAUUACCUUGUUGUUAAAUUGGCCUGUUCUGACGUUAAGGUGAAUAACAUUUAUGGUCUCUUUGGUAUUUUCAUUUCUAUUGUUGUCCCUCUUGUUCCCAUCCUCUUCUCCUACAUGAAGAUCCUCAGAGUGUGUUUCUCUGGCUCUGGACAAACCCGUCAGAAAGCUCUGAGUACCUGCACGCCUCACCUCGUAUCACUCUUGAACUUUUCUUUCGGCUGCUGCUUUGAGAUUCUCCAGAGCAGGUUUGAUAUGAGCGGUGUGCCCAGUUUGUUGAGUAUCAUUCUCUCCCUGUAUUUUGUUAUAAUUCAGCCUCUUUUGAAUCCGAUCAUGUACGGAACACAAAUGUCUAUAUUACGAAAAACCUACAAGGAUGUAGUCUGUGUUAAAUUGCUGGGUUGUUACAAGGAACAAUUGCAAUUUUAG